AUGUGGUUGCCAAAACUUGAGUUCAUUGGUAGAGAUUGUUCACUGUCUGAGUGCGAGAAUAUAAGGUAUUUUCUUGAAAGAAAUCUAGCUAUCGAAAGCUUCCGUCUCAACUUAGCUCAUUCACCUUUUAAACCAGAAGAUGUCAAAUUGUGGGUUUUAGUUGCAAUUUCUCACUACCUACGUGAGCUGGAUAUUUUAUAUCAUGCUUAUCCGGACAAGCCAAACAUUUUGCCUAGAAGCUUGUAUACCUCCAAAUCGCUAGUGACUUUGAAUCUUGAAGGCAAGAUUCUCUUGGAUGUUCCUCGUAUGGUUUCUAUGUCCUCUCUAACAACUCUGCAACUUCGAGAAGUGAUAUACUUUGACGGAGAAUCUCUUGGACGGCUUCUAUCUAUUUGUCCUAUUCUUAAAGAUCUAUUGUUGGACUUUAGUGACACUCACAAUAUGGGAAUGAUCACCGUUAUUGUCCCGUAUUUGCAGAGUUUAUCUAUCUAUAUACCUUAUGAUGGUUUAAUCGAUGGGUUAAAGGUAGAUACUCCUUCUUUGAAGUAUUUCAAAAUUGAGAAUUAUAAUGAUGAGAAUCAUUCUUGUUUAAUUGAGGAUAUGCCUAAGUUGGAAGAGGCAUAUGUAGAUGUCUUCUUACCUGAUCUCGAGAGUCUUAUCGGAUCAAUAUUAUCUAUCAAGCGUCUUACGAUAGCUUCAGAGGCUGUGUACGUUGGCGGUUUUGUCUUCAACGAUCUCGAACAUUUGAAGCUAUGUGUGGGAUCAGACUAUGCGGCUAAUCUCCUUGUCCGGUUGCUCGAAGGUUCUCCCAACUUGCGA
Arabidopsis lyrata subsp. lyrata is the source of this 819-nucleotide messenger RNA. Its product is annotated as FBD-associated F-box protein At4g10400-like. NCBI's taxonomy places the organism in Eukaryota, Viridiplantae, Streptophyta, Magnoliopsida, Brassicales, Brassicaceae. The annotation marks the transcript as partial. The transcript has 2 exons. The record is from RefSeq and is a predicted model, not a curated record.